Molecule: messenger RNA, 2398 nt
Organism: Odontomachus brunneus
Lineage: Eukaryota; Metazoa; Arthropoda; Insecta; Hymenoptera; Formicidae
Exons: 6
Coding region: 433-963 (176 amino acids)
Source: RefSeq, a predicted model, not a curated record
ACUUGCUAAUAACAUCGAUUCACUCAAGUAGUAACUGGAUCGAAUAAUCGUUGAAUUUAUUGAAUGGAAAUUAAAAACGUGAUGAUAAUUGGAAGGAAAGAAAAAGAUAAUAUGACGCGGGUAAUAUAUGGACGCCGAAUUUCGUGCGAUACGUCAGCUUGUUAGUGAGAGAGAGAGAGAGAGAGAGAGAGAGAGAGAGAGAGAGAGAGAGAGAGAGAGAGAGUGGGAGAGAGAAGUAUCUUAUAAGCGCAUCUUUGUCAGCUACGGCACCGUUCACUUAUUAGGCGCAUUAUCGACGUGCUUUAUCGACCGUAUAGCCAUCUAGAUUCUCGAUCUUUCUGUGUCAAGCAACCGUCACGGACACAUCGAUCGACAUCGCUCCAUGUCUUUUAUCUGUUGAAAGUGAGUCUUGCGCGGAAAUAAGUGUCGGGAAUGUCGAAAGUAGCGAUGUGCGAUCGUCAGGACGUAUCAGCGGAGCUCGUCCAGGUCAGGCUCGCCGAGGGAAAUCCUGUCUGCAAGAGAGGAUCUCUGACUGACCAUGUAAUACGCGACAUUUUCACGAAUGACCUCGGCCGAUGGAAGGCACAUUACGUUUCACCUGCUGUCAGCAUCUUGCCGCAAAGGAAAGUGACAUUACGUCAGAUGUCAUUCACAAAAACGGACCACUUUGCGAGGGUGCGAGAAAGUAAUCUCCAAAUCACUCUAACCGCGAAUGGAGAACGGCGAUCGCACAGAAGGACCGAGAGAUCCUGCAAGAGAUCGCGCAAAGUGCAGCCCGACUUCGAGAAUUCCACACUGAGAGGACGGUCGGAGAAAUUGGAGACCACCGGUUCUUCUUCUUCUUUGAAAUCCGGGGCCUACCUUGCAACCGUAGAUUCUCGGAUGCGACUGCUAUGGGCUUGUUCACGAAGAUUGGAGGCCGUCGCCCGUCGCAUCUCCUCCUUUCUCAUUGCGAUCAAGUAAGUUCCACCGUCACGUUCGAGGAGCUCACCUUCGCGCAAACCGUCUUGAAUUUAUGGUUCAACAUUUUCUUUUUAAUUGAUCUACCACGCCUCCUCCUCUUUUUGAAAGAACGAAGAUCGUAAGUGGGCCAAUUCGGAGCUUUCAGUUAUAGUUAUAGUUAGUUAUAGUUAUAGUUUUUUAGCAAUGACACAUCUUAGCAAAAACAAUUCUUUCAAAAUACCGAUUUGAGGUGAAAAGAUGAGCUCCUCGAGAUUUUUCGGUGAAAUCUUGGCGUGUCGAGAGAUCUCGACGAAUAUAAAUCGUUAGCCCCUUCGACACUUUGAGGCACAGUGGAACGCCAGCGUUCCAUUUAUUUUCCUUUUCAGUGAUUUUAACUAAUUUAUCGGCAGACAUAGUCGAUUAUAUUGUUACUAUAACGGUAAUGUACGCGUCGAAUAUAUUUGCAUACAAACUCGAUCGUGCGCAAUCCUCAUCACAAAACUGCUCCUCGCGUCGACAAAACUCCGGGGAGUUCCUUCAAUAAAGGGACAGCGGUGAUGUAAAGUAAUUCAGCAUUUAUUGUGAUUCACCUCGAUGCUUCCUUAUUUAUAGUAUUUAUAAUAAUAAUUCAUAAUUCAUCGUAAUAAUAAUAAUAAUAAUAUAAUAAAUUGUUAUUUAUAGAAUUAUUGUACAUCGAUAUAUUAUUUAGCACAUUCGCUUCGGGCGAUUUUUACUUGAAGACGAGGCGUCUUGUUCCGCGAAACGAAUGUGCUAAUAGAAGAUCUAUUUCAUACAUACAUAUAUAUUUAUUUAUUUAUAUGACUUCUCUCUGUCUGAUUCGAUUAGAUUCUUAAAACUUUAUCACCUGCCGAGAGCGAAUCCUGGCAACGAGAGCGAGAAAACCAGCUUAAUAACUCCGAAAUCAAAUAAAGAAACAGGGAACACACACACACAUAAACACGCACACAACAGAUGCACUCACAUACGCGCACUCAUCUCCGGAACAUCGUGGCUCAUACAUUUUUUUUAUCCUGCCGAAAGGACCCGCCAUUCCCGGCCAUCGACGAUUAAUACUCGAAAAAUGAAAUUUUCAAUAUCAAUCGUUGCCAUUGACUACAUCGUAAUUUAUUAUCGUAUCGUACGUAUUGUACGCGGUAAUUGUAAUUCAUUGUCGGUAUAAUGUUGUUACAUUUAUCGGUAACAAAUAUCGAGAUAACGGCCGAGGAGAGGAAGCCCGCCACUUUCGUUUCUCGUCACGUCGGAAGCCGGAAGCUGUGAGCGCGAUAAUCGGACACGUCGACUCGCAGAAAACACACAGGCCGGUAUUCAUAGUCAGGUCUUAUAUUUAAAGCCGUCUUAAAUUCACCUUCGGAUGUUGUACAGAUCAUUUCAUUGGCUACAGAAUACCUGAAGAUGAACUUAAGACGGUCUUAGAUAUAAGAUUCGACUACGCACU